Chionomys nivalis (European snow vole) is the source of this 629-nucleotide messenger RNA. It is a transcript of the gene Ndufaf2, whose product is annotated as NADH:ubiquinone oxidoreductase complex assembly factor 2. Gene Ontology annotation, biological process: mitochondrial respiratory chain complex I assembly. The transcript is spliced from 4 exons. Gene Ontology annotation, cellular component: membrane. NCBI's taxonomy places the organism in Eukaryota, Metazoa, Chordata, Mammalia, Rodentia, Cricetidae. The record is from RefSeq and is a predicted model, not a curated record. Bases 54 to 557 code for a protein of 167 amino acids.
GCGGGCCCUCCCGGCCGGCGCGAGUCCCGGGACCCUGAGCUGCGCGCGGCGGCAUGGGCUGGUGGCGGUCUGUGCUGCGCUCCUUGUGGAGCUCUCUGUCGAAGGAGGUGAGGGAGCACGUAGGCACGGACCAUCUGGGGAACAAAUACUACUACAUCGCCCAGUACAAGAACUGGAGAGGACAGACUAUUCGAGAGAAAAGAAUUGUAGAAGCAGCAAACAGAAAGGAGCUAGACUAUGAAGCAGGAGACAUCCCAACAGAAUGGGAAGCAUGGAUUAGAAGAACAAGAAAGACUCCACCUACUAUGGAGGAAAUACUAAAGAAUGAAAAAUACAGAGAAGAAAUUAAAGCAAAAAGCAAAGAGUUUUAUGAAAAAGAUAAACUCGGUAAAGAAACCAGCGAGGAACUCUUGCCUCCACCUGCAAUUCAGAUUAAAGGACAUGCCUCUGCUCCAUAUUUUGGAAAGGAAGAACCCUCAGUGGCUCCCACCAGCACUGGGAAAACUUUUCAGCCAGGAUCCUGGAUGCCAGAAGAUGACAAAAGACAAAAUCAAUGAAUACACUAUGGUAAAGUCAUUUUAUUUAUAUGGAUAUGGCUGUUGUAACAAAUAAAACAAAGGUUAAAAGUU